Dendrobium catenatum is the source of this 1290-nucleotide messenger RNA. RefSeq lists its product as uncharacterized. Gene Ontology annotation, molecular function: catalytic activity. The record is from RefSeq and is a predicted model, not a curated record. The transcript has a single exon. Bases 1 to 1290 code for a protein of 429 amino acids. NCBI's taxonomy places the organism in Eukaryota, Viridiplantae, Streptophyta, Magnoliopsida, Asparagales, Orchidaceae.
AUGUCGUCCAUCCUUUUUUGGAAUUGCAGGGGUGCCCGUAAGAAGCAAACUGGGCACUACUUGCGUAGCCUCAUUAGCAAUAAUGAGGUGAAUUUUGUUGGUUUGAUUGAAACCAUGGUGCAAGACUUCAGCCGAUUAGAGAUUAAUAAACUCAUUGGUUGUAACUGGGAUUUUUUUCAUGUUCCUGCUGUGGGUAAAUCAGGAGGAAUGUUGGCUUUAUGGAGGAAAGAUACUGUACAGUUUGAAGUAGUUAUGACAAUGGAGCAGGAGAUUGUUGGUAAUGUGGUGUUACCCAAUUUACAGAAAUGGGGAAUUGUUAUUGUUUAUGCUAGCAAAGAGUAUCAUACUAGAAGACUGUUAUGGAAUCAGAUUGGCCCACUGGUUAGCUCUGAUCUCCCAAUUAUAGUUAGGGGAGAUUUUAACUGUUGUCUGAACCAGGGGGAGAAGACAGGUGGAAGGAAAUUCAGCUACACUAUUGGUGCACAGGAGAUGGCAGAUUUUAUGUUUAUUAAUGAUAUGCAUGACCUGGGUUUUAUGGGACAGAAAUAUACUUGGUCGAAUAACAAGAGUAGUAACAGUAAGAUUUGGGUGCGAUUAGAUAGAGUUCUUAUGAACUCUAUUGGGCUCAGGUUGGCACCAUUGGCGACUGUUAAGCACCUCAUUCGUAUAGCCUCGUACCAUUGUCCUUUGAUGUUGAAUUUAGCUCCCAAUGAGUUGAAGAAUGGUACUAGAUGGCUGCGGUUUGAAGACAUCUGGAUAACUUAUCCAGCUACAUGGAAAAUAGUGUGGAGUAAGUGGCACAAGCAGGGUGUUGGACAGCCUGAUGAGAUUUUAAAUAGGACGCUUAAGGCACUAUUUUUCUGGAGCCAAAAUCGUCUUAAAGAAUUGGGUGAGUUGAAAAUUGCAUUGGAAAGUCGCAUUAAAGAACUUCAAAUGAUUGAAUGCUCGGCGGAUGGAUUGAAUGAAGAACAAGAUGGUGAGCUGAGAAGAAAUGCUGGGGAGCUUAAUUCCACGUUGGCAAGGUUGGCGACGUGGUGGAGACAAAGAGCUAAAAUAAAGUGGAUUGAGGAAGGGGAUGCCAACUCCCAUUUUUUUCAUUCCAAUGCUUCAGGUCGUAGACGGGGUAAUAGAAUCAUGGAAACUCAAAAACAGAAUGGUGAAUGUGUUGAUGACCCGAAUCUCAUUCAGAAAGAAUUUUGGCAUUUCUUUGUGUCGAAAUGGAAAGAGAGGCAGAUAUAUGUGAUGAAUUGGCAUGAUUUCUCACAGGAGAUAGGAUCCCUGAACAUAUGA